Rhopalosiphum padi (bird cherry-oat aphid) is the source of this 6297-nucleotide messenger RNA. RefSeq lists its product as uncharacterized. The transcript has 24 exons. Gene Ontology annotation, cellular component: protein-containing complex; plasma membrane. Gene Ontology annotation, biological process: heterophilic cell-cell adhesion; establishment or maintenance of epithelial cell apical/basal polarity. The record is from RefSeq and is a predicted model, not a curated record. The coding region runs from base 752 to 5392 and encodes 1546 amino acids. NCBI's taxonomy places the organism in Eukaryota, Metazoa, Arthropoda, Insecta, Hemiptera, Aphididae. Gene Ontology annotation, molecular function: G protein-coupled receptor activity.
GACAGCGUUUCAGUUGGCCUCGUCCGGUCGUCGCGCGUGCAUCGUGUCUUCCGUCCGAGUCGUAUUCAUGCCACUUACGUUACCAUCGAUGUUUUGAAAAUACGUUUUUACCGGUGUAUUUUUUUUUUUUGGUCGUUUUCUCCCUCACAAAAGUUUCACUUGUCUAAAUUGGACUCGAUAGACUCUCGUCGUCGUUAACGAGUAGUGAAAUAAAAUGAUAUAUGAAAUACUCAUUUUACUAUAUUAUAUUGUAUAGGUAACGUAGUUGCAAAAAAUCGUGCCGCCUUCGGAUUGUUUAUUUAUAAGCUUCAGUCAUCCGACGGCGUGUUGUGAGUGUGUACCACGUGUUGUAAGUCUUUUCUCACGUCUCGUUUGCGUACGGUCUUUUUUUUUUUUCACGACACCUUCUGGUUAACGAACGUACACUGCAACGACUUAACGACUGCUUGAAUACAAACAUUGCUCGUAUUUAAUUGAAAUAUAAAUUGAGAAUUGUUGAAGAAACCUGAAAAAAGAAGCGGGAAAUGGCCGCAACGGCGGCUGCGGCGACGACGGCAAAAGCGGCGGCGGCGGCGGCGGCGGCGGAAACGAUUGUUUUGAGUGUACGUCAUUUGCGACGAAAACGAGUGGGCCGUCGGCCGCGGCCAUCGCUACUACAUCGCUGCCACACCGGUGCGGCUUUGCGGACGGAUCGCCGACGGAGCCGGUUCACCGGGACGAUGAAGUCGGCCACGGCCGAUAUGGUUGCGUGAUGGUUUCGCGCGGCGAACACAAGACAGCCGCGGCCGCGUCGCGGCGGUGCGCACGCGCGUCCUUGCUGUCCAUCGCGCUGAUGGCUGUGCUCUGCGUGGCCGCUCCUCCGACGGUGGCGGCUGGCAACGAGUUCGACGGCGGCGGUGGCGACGAUGGCGUCACGGGCACGGUGCAUCGGUGCGGCACGCCGCCCUAUCAGCCGCUGGUCGGUACCAAGGGCGUGAUCACCACGCCGAAAUUCCCCGGCCCGUUCCCGGUGCCCAUCGAGUGCGAGUGGGUGAUCCAAGCGGACGCCGCCGCCGCCGACUCCAUGAUCGAGGUGUACUUCACGCAGCUGUACGUCACCGACGGGCUGACAAUCACCGAGUACUCGCAGUAUCCCGUCGACUUUGGCUUCGUCACCGUGCGCGAGGUGUUCAACAAGUCGCACAUCACGCAGUACGGCCAGUCGAUGCUGUCCACGUUACCGUACCUGGUCAUCCGGUUCCAGCUGGACCGGUUGCAGGGUAACCACAUACGCGUGCACGAUGACCUGAUGGACGUGUACGGUUUCAACAUCACGUACGAGAUGAGGCCCAUCGGCAACGAGCGCAGCGACGUGUGCAGUCUGUACCAUUGCUCGUACUCGGGCAACUGUCUGGGCAACGCCGACCUCACAGAAUACAAAUGCUCAUGUUUUCCCGGAUUUUCUGGUGAAGAUUGUGGAUAUGGCCCGAUUUGUAAGAUGAACAAUACAGAUUCCUGUGAAAAUGGUGGAGUUUGCAGACAUGUCGGUCGGUCGAUCGCGAUAUGCAAUUGUCCUGCCGGAUUCACGGGCGGAAAAUGUGAAGUACCCGUGGUCAACGUCACUGCUGAAUGUGGUUCAUCUAGCAUUUGCAUACAGCAAUGCAAUAUUAAUAGAGACGUUAUUGAUACAAAUACAGAUAGUCCAUGCUCUUGUAAUCUGUACAAAAAUCACUCAACGCCCAUAGAUUCCGUACGUUAUCACGCUGCUAUCAAAUUAGUGAACAUAUCAGCUAUUUUAAACGAAAACAUCAAUGAACACUUACAACUAAAAAUUCUAAAAUAUUUCAGAAAACACUUGAAAUUACCGACAAAUUCGCAUGAACCAUAUGACUUAAGAAUAACAUCGAUUUUACCAAAAACUGGAGAUGUCCAUUUUGAAUUUUAUUCACGUAAAUCGGAUCAGAAAAUUGUACAAGACUUAUUAAACCAUAUGAUAGCCAAUGGUUCUCUUGGAUCUGGGACUGUGCCGCUGGUAAAAACGGCGCUAUCCUUUCAGCAAGAACCAUCGUUGUGGUUAAAUAAAAUGGACGUGAAUAAAAAUCGAGAUUCCAUACCCGAAGGAGAACCGUUCAUUAUAUCAUGUAUAGCUCAAGGACCGCCAGAUAUGCAGUUCAAAUGGUUUAAAGAUGGAAUCCCAAUUAAUACGUCAAUAUCAACCAGAAACAUUUGGACAAAAAUCAAGAAAAUGGACAAACCCGAUUAUAAGUCUUCAAUGUUGGUGAUCGAACACGCUGACAUCUUUGACUCUGGAAAAUUUACUUGCCAAGUAUCUGACCAUUCUUACCAACAAUGUCAAUCAGUCGCGUUAACCGUGAUCCCUCUACCAGAAGUCAUAAUGAAACCGUCUGUUACGGUUAAGCCGGGUGACAAUGUGACGAUAAUGUGUUUCUUGAAAAACGAAUUCACAAAAUUUGGUAAUACGUGGCUAGAUAGUGAUAUGCGUUUGGUGAAAAUCGACAAGAACGUAUUCUGGGAAGACUUACACCGUGGAGGUAGCGUGCUUUACGUGAAGAAUAUAACGUCGUCAGCCGAGUACAGGUGUGAAGCUUCUAACCGGGCGGGCAGGCGUAAUGCCACCGUGUACGUAGACGUCCUCAACACGAACGUGAUGGCACAUUGCGUUGCAGAUGGCGUGUGGCCGAUGACCGGUGCCGGGAAAUCGGCGUCCUCGGAAUGUCCGAAAAAUAGGUCGACCAGUUACGCGUCGCGUGCGUGCGUGCUGACAGCCGCCAAUCGAACCGAGUGGCAGAAACCUGACUACUCGGGGUGCGCGCCAGAUGACCUAAGCAAAAUUACUAUGAGCUUUCGUAAAAAAACGUUGGGUUAUGAUAAGGUCAACGUGACGGCCGCGAAAACUUUGAGCUCACUAUACAACGAACUUCACACCACAGCCAAAUGGUAUCCAGGCGAGGGCGAGCCUGUCAUCGAUUUCCUUGUGUCCGUUACGUCGUACCUACAAAAAUCAUACGAUUUGGCUGACCUCGACCAAACUUCUGAUAGUUUUGACAAUAUACUCAGCAUGUUGUUGGAAAACGAUUCGGUCGUCAAUGAAAAGAAAAUUGUUCAACUUCUGGAUAUGAUCGAAACGUGGACGCUGUUGAAAGCGUUUUACUUGUUCACCAACAAAGGAACUAAACAGAACAUCAACCAAAUCGAAAAUAUAUAUGUUGCGUCGGCCUCAGAAGUAGUAAAAAAUCAUAGUAGAAAUGUAACGCACAGGUUUUACGACAAACAAAUAAUUAGUUCCUCACAACAACCAAAAGUAAUCGUUUCCAUGUGCGACGUUCAAAUCGACAAAUGGGUUAACAAAUCGUUCAAUGUAGGAGUCACGAUAUUCAAAAAUCUGUCAGAGUUUUUUCCGAGAAAAUAUUAUAUAAGCAAGAGCAAGGACGGCGAGAUCGAGUACAACGUGAUGACACCACUAGUGUCGGUCGCCGUGGCGCAGGAUGGACAAAGGAUACGCAAACACUGGCCGACCAUUGUGACCGAGUUGGAGUUCAACCUUACGUUGCCGUGGCUGGUAAACGGAACGUGGAACUUAACGUGCGUGACCACGGCCAGGCUAACCGAUCACCAGUGGGACAUGUCGUCCUGUCGGGUAGUGAACGUCCGGUCACCAUUGUCCAACGUUACCCGUUGCCACUGCCCGUCAGCCGGUCUGUUCACCGUACUCGCCAGAGUGGUGCCCCUGGACGAAGGAGGUCAAAGUACUUCAAAACAAGAUGUGAUAAUUGUGUUCGGAUGUGCUUGUUGCCUGGUGCAAUCGGCGAUGUCUCUAAUGCUGCUGGUCACUCAAUGGGUUAAACACCCGACGUGCAUUGUGUACUUAAAGAUACAGCUGUGUUCCGCAAUUAUAAUCCAGAUGUGCAUGUUUCUUUACUCAACGAAAAAUAACGACUAUGGAUAUUUUUCGCUGUACUUGCAAAUAGUGACCAUUGUAGAGAUAACGUCACACUUGAGUCAGUUGCUCAUCGUCUACACAGAGAUAAUUAGUUUCCCGCAGUUUUCCAAUAUUAAACUUCCAAUUAUUGGCGUAGCGACAACUACACCUGUGUUAUUUGUGCUCAGUAUUAUGUUAAGUCUAAAUAUUAUUGGCGCUAAGCCUAUUCGGCCAUGGUGGUCAUGGGAGAACUCUGCAUUUAUCUACAUUUAUUUAAUAAUCUUCGUACUGCUCAUGAUUAUGUACUUAUCAGUAUUAACAAUCACCGUGCCUAAGUUGAAAUUUAUAAAGCAGAAACUUCAACGGAACACACCAGCCAAUAUGAAAAAAAGAAUGGGACUUAUAAUCAGAUCAGUAGCUAUCCUGUUAACCGUCAUCGUAACUACCGUUUCCAGUAUCCUGCACAUAAUCUAUAUGGGAGAUUUUACCAAGUAUUUUUUCAGUUCAUCGUGUGCCAUACAAGGUUUCGUCGUAUUGUAUUGCUACGUGUUGCACUCGGAAGAUCCAUUUGACUUGAGAACCGUUUACCGAUCAAAAUCAUCACCACAACAAUCAUUGGAUGAUAAUCAUUCGGAUUCUGCCGGAAGUCCAUUAAAUCAUUUUUCUAAGAACACUAUAGAUUACGAGAUAAAACAAUCAAUAAAAAGUGAUAUACUGGAAAUAACAGAUAAUCCGCAAGAGUAUUUUAUCACACAAGAAAAACCAGUGUCGAUUGUCAGCAAUCUUACUAGCUCGUUAAAAAAACUCGAUAAUAAUACCGAGCCAAAAAAGUCUGUGACCUUUCGUCAUGACUUAAUUACAGGGUGUCACGAAAAGUCAUCCGAUGGUCACGACACUGACUGUGGUUGUGGUGGCUACUGUGGAAAUGGAGACAAGAGUUGUUGUUCGUACCGAAACAACAGUCGGUCACCAUUAUUGGAGACGACGGUUACCGAUUCUUCAGACAUCGUAGACGACUGGCAACCGGUGGACUUCGUGGAUGCCUCGCAACCGACUUCGAUGCUGCCACUGCCAGCCGGAAGCGACACUUCUAUCCGGUGCGUGGUACAACCACCACCUGACAUGUUGGCUACGCACGUGUGUGUUGAAGUCGGCCUGGUCAAACAGCAUGCCACCACUGCAGAUGACUCCCCGACAAUCGUCGUGUGCAGUGUGGACGUGGAACCAUGCCGGCAGCCCCAUAUGCUAUUCAUGUCCGGAACGACCGAAAAAUCGUUGUCGGCGGCACCCGAACGGUCCGAAGGCUCUGUCGGUGAUAGUGACGACGACGACGUUCUUGACCGAAUAUCGCAAGAUUUGGACUAUCUGCUGAACCGGAAGAACGUCACGGACUCGAACGUAGUCGAUUUGGAUGUCGAUGGUGAUGCUGAUCGCAAUCAUAAAAUGAAAACCAAAGACCUGGCCAAACUCUAAGACACAGACUAUGUUCACAGGCUUUGAAGGAACUCAAACACCAAUGCGAACUAUAUCCGAUCAUACUCCAGCACCUACUGAAUCACACUCACGCCGAACGGUGAACGCGUUUUUGGUUACCGUUUGUCUCGAAUUUAUAUUAAUUUACAUAUGAUUAUUAUUUAUAUGUUAAAUAAUAACUAUUUACAUUUUUUUUUCAUGUUAAAAUUAUUUAUUUAUUUAAAUAAUAUUUGUACACGAUAUUAUAUCAUCGUUGCAUUAUUAAUACGUUCGUUUUUCGAAUACAUUAUUACUAUUAUUACUAUUAUUUUUAUUAUCAUAAGAUUGUAAUUCUUAAGUGUUUUAUGUACAGGUAAAAAUAUUAUUAUAAUGAUUUAUACUCUUUUUUUUUAAAUAUAAAUCAUCGUAAUGCCACACACGAUGAUUUACGAAACAAAAUGUUAUAAAAUUUAUUUGUCAUUCGUAAUAUACCAUUUACAAGCUCCAGAAUAAUAUACAUACAUAUAAUAUUAUUAUGAUUUAUGUAUUUCUAUUAUUAUUAUUUUAAUAAUUUUGAUACGGUCAUAGAUUAUUCAGCAUGAUUGUUUGUCAAUUUCUCGUCAUUUUUAAACAGAAAUGUAUUUCUUCAGACACCCAUACUUCAACCGUAAUUACUUAAAUGUACCAUCAUUUUAUCAGCCCACAACAGCAAGAACCAAAAAUACAGUACUUAUAUAAUAGAUAAAACUAAUGUGGGGUAUCAAAUAUUGUUGUUGGUGAACUCAAUUUUCAAUUAUUUUUUCAAGAAGACAAUAAAUUUUUAAAUCACUGGUAUUUGUGGUGCGUAUAAAUAUGAAAAAAAAAUUAUAAUAAUGCCAUAUUUGUACACAUUCAGUUGUAUUUAAUAAACAAACAAAAAAUAUUUA